GCCCUCUAUCGGUUUAGUCAUAAUAAUAAGGAAGACUUCGUGGCUGUGGUAACUAGUGAAGACCGCAGUCAAGCUAACAACAACAGAUCAAACAGGUUUAAAAUAUGUUCACAUCGAAUGAACUAACUACGAAUAACUUCAACAACGGAGAAAAUUGAGAUAUUUUCUGCAGGACUGUCCAGUGACUAACUACUAACUAGUGAACUACAUAUUAUGAUGCCAUGGAGGAUAGGAAGCUGAAGAGAAAGAUUUCCAGGCCCUCCACCAACCAGGCCCCUGCCCCACCGACCAGCACCCGGAAGAACACCGCCUCAGGACGGCAUCUGGGCUUCAGCCACAUGGGUACACACUCCAGCCAGAAGGGGAAGAGCCGCAGGGGUGUGAAGGCCAGACCGCAGCAGGCUUCAGGCAGUAAGGCAGGCCAGAGUCAGGCGGACCCCAUCCAACACUCCUUCCUGACGGACGUCUCCGAUGUGCAGGAGAUGGAGAAAGGACUGCUGAGCCUUCUCAAUGACUUCCACAAUGGAAAACUACAGGCCUUUGGCAAUGAGUGUUCUAUAGAUCAGAUGGAACAUGUGAGAGAGAUGCAGGAGAAGUUGGCUCGGCUGCACUUUGACCUUUAUGGGGAGGUGGACGAGAUGCCCGAGGACCAACGGAAGACCGCCUGCGACUCCAACAUGGACAAACUGCUGCUCAACGUAAGAUCUGGCAAUAGGUUUGGUUAAUCUAGAGGAACUGAGUUCAUCAAUUCAGAAGCUGAAUCUGGCAGACAGCCAGGAGAUACCCAGGACAGCCAGCAUUUAAGUCGGUCUGCAGUCAAGUCUCAUCUCCUUGUCUCCUAACCUCCUCUCCUUAUUUGAUUUCCUUAUCCCCUAAAUUCAUUUCCUUAUAUGCCUCUUCUCUUCUCCUCUAACAUCCCCUCCCCUCUUCUCCUCUCCUCCACUCUCCCCUCUCCCGUCCCCUCUUCUCCUCUCCUCCACUCUCCCCUCUCCCGUCCCCUCUUCUCCUCUACCGUCCCC
Messenger RNA from Oncorhynchus mykiss (rainbow trout), 1019 nucleotides. RefSeq names its product coiled-coil domain containing 28A (gene ccdc28a). NCBI's taxonomy places the organism in Eukaryota, Metazoa, Chordata, Actinopteri, Salmoniformes, Salmonidae. The record is from RefSeq and is a predicted model, not a curated record.